AUGCCUGAGUCCCUUCCCCCCUUGUCUCCUCCACCUGAAUCACCAUUGACCUCUGAGUCUGAGUCCGACAUUCCAGAAUCUCCAACACCAGCAGAACGAAACACGACACGACGUGGACAUGGACGUGCCUGUGCCUCAUCGCUUCCACUUAGUCCUCUGCCUGUACCACCCCUCCCUGGAUUACUUCAAACCCAAGUUGCUGACACGACUGAUGUCCAUACCUUGCCUCCACUGUUGAGUGACGGCCUCCAGCCAACAUCUCCAAUCACUGGAAGAACCAAGGGAGAGCGAGCUGCAAAAAAUCGCAUGAAAGGCCAGAGAAAGCGCAAUGCUACACUGGCUCAGAAAAAAGAGGAGCAAGCGGCUCAGCAAGAGGAAGAAAAGGCUCAGCAGAGCGAGGCCGAGCAGGCGAAAGAGAGGCACAAGCUGAGGUUCUUUGAUGAUACCCUCGAUUCCCUUUCAUCCCGUGGAUAUACAUUGGGACAACUGGUGCAGUAUGUCUCAGAUCCAACUCACGGCCAAGGUCAGGCGCGUUGGGAGAGUCUUUUUCGAGACCGGAAAUCUGUUCCGUCAAUUCUUGAACUUUGGGCUACCAAGGGCAGUACAGUUUCAAAGGAACAAGUUCAUACCUGGGCUGUAGAUUUCAUGUCAGAGGAGGUUAAGCAAGAAGCCCAAAGAAUCACGGAGUCAGGCUAUCUUCAGACCCUGAAACGAAAGGUGGACAGCACAUUAGUCCUCAAUUUCGACCUCAAGACCAUAUAUGCGCACCUGACAUGCAAUGGGUCCAUCUUCAUGAACAUCCUUCAGUCUCUUGCAACCUCGGCUUGUCAGCUCAAGAGUGCACCGAUAGAGCGUAUGGCUAAAAAGAUAAAGAAGGUCAUUGGCCUGUAUAUGUACAGCACUGGCUCCCAACGCCAACCGCUCAGUGUGAUGUCGCACUUGGGUCUAUCUGAAAGCUAUGAUGCAAUUACUGGAAAACAGCGUCGGAAGAAGAAAAAAGCGGCCACUAGCGAUGCAUUGCCGCUGAUUGAAGAGCUUCUGAAGUCAAAAGGAGGGACCCUCCGUCAACUCUCACGCUCGAUGGUGGAUGCCGCAUCUGCUGUAGCAUCAACAGGCCUUUUUGCCACUUCGUAUGAUAAUAUCAACAUGGUGUUCCGUGCAGCUGAGCAGAUUGUUGGGUGGACAGAUGCUCAGGAGAAUGGCACAUGUGCCACAAUUUGGCUGCUGUGGAAGGCAAGACUGGAAGACAUGAAAGUCGAGGACCUGACUUCCACCUUUGAUCAAGCACCCCUGCUCUCUAUUCAUGAUGUAAUCCUUUCUCCAGUGGAGGCCACUCAGCUCAAGUUAAACCUCCAACAUACUAUUUCACAGAUAAUUGUGACAUAUGGUGGUGAGGGUUUUGAGAAGUUUGGGGAUGAUCUUGCACGCACACUGCCAGUCAGUGACGAGAAGAUUGAGCUCAACAAAACACCACUCCACCCUCUCCCAGCCAUGGAUAUUGAUGAGUCUACAAUCGUUGGUGGGGCCGAGGUUGUGGAAACAAUUUUUGACAUACUCGGGAUUCGCAAAGUGAAGGGCUGGCUUGGGACCAUCAAGUUUUUUUGUGGCGAUCAGCUUACUAUCGCUCGGCUACGGGCACUUGUCAAUAUUCGGGCUGGCCAUGAGGGAGGCUAUUCAGGCUUUGGGUGGGGUGUUUGGAUGCCAGGACUUUUCCAUGCGAAGAUGGCUGAUGUCCAUGGCUGUCUUCUGACACAUUGGGGGAAACCGUCUGCAGGAACUCGAAAUCCAGGAUGCUUGGCCUUUCACAACACAGUUCUCCAACGUAAGCCCAUCACCAUUACAUCCCCCCCACCCUUUCGCACAUGCCGUGAUCUUAUCUUUGUGUCACUCUAUGCCCGGGUCCUGCACUGUCUGCUUCUUGUCUCAAAGAAGGCAUCUCUCAAGGAGUGUCUCGAGGAUUUGACGUGGGCCCAACUUGAACUCUACUCAACAGAAAUCCUCGAGAAAUUUGGAAGUGCGGACAUUGUUUCUGAGCUGAGACAGAAGCGGAAACAAGCUGCAGCGAAGCUGACCACAGAGACGCCAGUGCAUGACGGUGACAUGGUGUUCGAAAAUGCUGUUCUCUUCUUUCGCGAUGCUCUUCUCUCGCAUGAGUUCACAGAUGCUGUCAAAUCUGGGGACUCAGGCCGAGUUUUAUUAGUUCUGAAAACCUGGGCGCUUAGCUUUCGGGGAAGUGGCCGAACAAAAUAUGCACAUGAAAUGUUGCAUUUAAUCCAUAACCUUACCCAUGUAUGGCCCAGGGAAAUCCGAAACAUCAUCCUCAAUAACUGGUUGAUAAAUCCCACUGGGAACCCAAAUUCAUGGAUCGAGGUUGACCUUAUGCAGGAACACAUGAAUUUUUGGAUUAAGAAUUUCUACCGAGCCCAUGGCAGCUCUGCAUCAUGGGAAUGGCUCGAAAUGGUGGCCCCAUGUGUUGAGAUCCUUCGACAGCUUGCUCGUGGGUUUAAACAGAUGCUCGAGUCGGACUUAGGGACUGCCCACCAUCCUAUGGACUUGUCCCAUGAUCUGCCUGAUCUCAUGGAUAAUGAGGAUGAUGCCCCAGCAGUCGAUAUCAUUUCCUCUGGGCUCAAGGAUCUUCUCAAAGGAAAAGAAAGUCCUUUAGUCAACUAUAACGACACGUUCCAUCACCUCCAGGCAAGACGUCGCCUCAAACCGUUGGUGGGAUCCGAGUCGGAUGAGGACGAGGCUCCUGCUGCUCAGACAUCACUUGCGACCACUGUCGAAGUUCUUCGACACUCGGAGGAUCCCAAACUCGAGGAUCCAGGAUCGCAGGAAGGUAGUUCAGAUGACUUCAACUCCGACUCUGGCUCGGAAAACUCAGAUGACGAAGAGUCCGAGCACCCCGGUGAGUUCCUACAAGAGUUUGAAGACGGGAAUGUCCAAGAAUUAUCCCUCGAGUCUGCAGCGGAUGUCUGCCUUGACAUGGAUGCUGAAGAUCUUGCCACUUGGAGCAUGAACAUGACUCAGAUUUGGACACUGAUGAAGAAGGAGGCUUUGUUUAAACCGCUUUCGCAGCUGAAAGCUGAUGACCGAAAGCGGAUGGUCACGAGCCUAUUGGUGCACAGGUACUUCAGAUGCUUGCCUAUUGAGUAG
This is a messenger RNA of Cyclocybe aegerita, 3153 nucleotides long. Lineage: Eukaryota; Fungi; Basidiomycota; Agaricomycetes; Agaricales; Hemipholiotaceae. The record is from the annotation of a GenBank genome assembly.